Messenger RNA from Peromyscus eremicus (cactus mouse), 2136 nucleotides. RefSeq lists its product as uncharacterized. Lineage: Eukaryota; Metazoa; Chordata; Mammalia; Rodentia; Cricetidae. The transcript is spliced from 3 exons. The record is from RefSeq and is a predicted model, not a curated record. The coding region runs from base 1 to 2136 and encodes 711 amino acids.
AUGGCGUUGACAGUGGACAAGAUCUAUAGUGUCUUACUUGUUGCCUUUGUGUCUGCAUCCUCACCCCAGUCCCGAAGUCCCCAUCACCUGUGUGUCUGCAUCCUCACCCCCGUCCAGAAGUCCCCAUCACCUGUGUGUCUGCAUCCUCACCCCCAGUCCCGAAGUCCCCAUCACCUGUGUGUCUGCAUCCUCACCCCAGUCCAGAAGUCCCCAUCACCUGUGUGUCUGCAUCUUCACCCCCAGUCCAGAAGUCCCCAUCACCUGUGUGUCUGCAUCCUCACCCCCAGUCCAGAAGUCCCCAUCACCUGUGUGUCUGCAUCCUCACCCCCAGUCCAGAAGUCCCCAUCACCUGUGUGUCUGCAUCCUCACCCCCAGUCCCGAAGUCCCCAUCACCAGUGUGUCUGCAUCCUCACCCCCAGUCCCGAAGUCCCCAUCACCUGUGUGUCUGCAUCCUCACCCUUAGUCCAGAAGUCACCAUCACCUUCCAGAAGUCCCCAUCACCUGCAUGUCUGCAUCCUCACCCCUAGUCCAGAAGUCCCUAUCACCUUUGUGUCUGCAUCCUCACCCCAGUCCAGAAGUCCCCAUCACCUGUGUGUCUGCAUCCUCACCCCCAUCCAGAAGUCCCCAUCACCUGUGUGUCUGCAUCCUCACCCCCAGUCCCGAAGUCCCCAUCACCUGUGUGUCUGCAUCCUCACCCCCAGUCCAGAAGUCCCCAUCACCUGUGUGUCUGCAUCCUCACCCCCAGUCCAGAAGUCCCCAUCACCUGUGUGUCUGCAUCCUCACCCCCAGUCCAGAAGUCCCCAUCACCUGUGUGUCUGCAUCCUCACCCCUAGUCCAGAAGUCCCUAUCACCUGUGUGUCUGCAUCCUCACCCCAGUCCAGAAGUCCCCAUCACCUGUAUGUCUGCAUCCUCACCCCCGUCCAGAAGUCCCUAUCACCUGUGUGUCUGCAUCCUCACCCCCGUCCAGAAGUCCCCAUCACCUGUGUGUCUGCAUCCUCACCCCAGUCCAGAAGUCCCCAUCACCUGUAUGUCUGCAUCCUCACCCCCGUCCAGAAGUCCCUAUCACCUGUGUGUCUGAAUCCUCACCCCAGUCCAGAAGUCCCCAUCACCUGUAUGUCUGCAUCCUCACCCCCAGUCCAGAAGUCCCUAUCACCUUUGUGUCUGCAUCCUCACCCCAGUCCAGAAGUCCCCAUCAGCUGUGUGUCUGCAUCCUCACCCCCGUCCAGAAGUCCCCAUCACCUGUGUGUCUGCAUCCUCACCCCCAGUCCAGAAGUCCCCAUCACCUGUGUGUCUGCAUCCUCACCCCUAGUCCAGAAGUCCCCAUCACCUGUGUGUCUGCAUCCUCACCCCAGUCCAGAAGUCCCCAUCACCUGUAUGUCUGCAUCCUCACCCCCGUCCAGAAGUCCCUAUCACCUUUGUGUCUGCAUCCUCACCCCCUUCCAGAAGUCCCCAUCACCAGUGUGUCUGCAUCCUCACCCCCGUCCAGAAGUCCCCAUCACCUGUGUGUCUGCAUCCUCACCCCCGUCCAGAAGUCCCCAUCACCUGUGUGUCUGCAUCCUCACCCCCAGUCCCGAUGUCCCCAUCACCUGUGUGUCUGCAUCCUCACCCCCAGUCCAGAAGUCCCCAUCACCUGUGUGUCUGCAUCCUCACCCCCAGUCCAGAAGUCCCCAUCACCUGUGUGUCUGCAUCCUCACCCCCAGUCCAGAAGUCCCCAUCACCUGUGUGUCUGCAUCCUCACCCCCAGUCCCGAAGUCCCCAUCACCAGUGUGUCUGCAUCCUCACCCCCAGUCCCGAAGUCCCCAUCACCUGUGUGUCUGCAUCCUCACCCUUAGUCCAGAAGUCACCAUCACCUGUGUGUCUGCAUCCUCACCCCCAGUCCCGAAGUCCCCAUCACCAGUGUGUCUGCAUCCUCACCCCCGUCCAGAAGUCCCCAUCACCUGUGUGUCUGCAUCCUCACCCCCGUCCAGAAGUCCCCAUCACCUGUGUGUCUGCAUCCUCACCCCCAGUCCAGAAGUCCCCAUCACCUGUGUGUCUGCAUCCUCACCCCAGUCCAGAAGUCCCCAUCACCUGUGUGUCUGCAUCCUCACCCCCGUCCAGAAGUCCCUAUCACCUGUGUGUCUGCAUUCUCACCCCUAG